GUUUCUUUCCCUGCCCAAUUUGCAUGGGCUCGCUACCCUCCUCGCCCACCCACCUCCGUGAGAAGGUGUGCCUGCCAGGCUGGGUAUGGCGGGAAGUGGGCAGUUCCUCAUUUGUCAGUCGUUUCAGCAAGGUUCAUUCGUGGAAGUAUUCGUGGUAAUCAGAUGUGCAAAAAAUGCGAAAUUUGGUGGUUCGAGACCUGGCGGAAUUUAGUGCAGGAGUUCCGCCAUGAAGCGCGCAGGCGCGGUUAUCGCCUUGCUCGCCGUAUGUCGUCUUGCAGGGGUGGAGAGGCAGAGCACACGACAGGCGGGGAGAGUAAAGGCGGCUGGCGGAAAGGAAGAUGUCGCUGAGUUCGGAACUGUACCGGUGCCUACGUGGCCGAUGAGAGGAGGAAAGGUGCUCUUUCCAUGAAUAUUCGCCACGUGUCUAUUGCCGGCAGUGAGCGGUCCCAUGAGUGCUGGCCACCGUCGUCUAAAAUUGUUUUCGAGCCGGUCAGACUCUCAUCGACCAGGGAAGGGGAGCUGUACAUUGUCCCAUGAGUGCUUGCCAUUCGCGAGCGCACACGUUGAGGCGCCAAGUGGCUCACUACCAGGUAACCCGUUCAUGUGGCGGUUUCUUCAUUCGCCGGCACAUUGAUUACCGUCUUUCUGAAUCAGACGUGCUGCAUCACAGAUCGGACUAUCCAGUGGACCGACCGAUUGUAUGUGUGACAUGACACAAUUUUUAUGUUUAUUUUGCUUGCUGCUCUGCUUGAUUGGUUGAUUGAUUGAUUAAUCAAUCAGUCUUCCGUUCAUUUCGACCCAUUUUGGAUCUCUCCUCAUCGGCAGGCUCACGGAAUUGGUGGGCAGGAAUUUCGGUUCUUUAUCGAGUGUUUUGGAAAUCUUCGGGUUAAUUAAUUAGUCUGCGAUCUUCAGUGAAUGCCCAAUUGGAUACGGGGGAAAGACUGUCCCUCGGGCAUCCGGUGGAGGGAGCAAAAAUUCAGAAUAGUUGGCAAUCCAUUUCCCUAGUCUCUGGUUUAGGUACAGAGGUUUAURGCGGUUGGAAGAACGUCAUGAGCUUURAGCUCUCAAAUGGUUUGCGCCMMGGAAUCCAAAGAUCGGUGUUUUGUAGCUGAGGCUGAAGAGGAACUGGAUUGUGAAGAGAGGCAAGCCAUCCUUCUGCACGAAGCCAUCAGGGCAGGCCAAUUGCUAAUCAUCCCCCUAUUCUCCCCCCCCCCCUUCCCCACUUGUCGCCUCGCAGACUCUUCUGCGGCUCUGCUCGACGAGGGCGCUCUCACACGGAAACUCAGGAGGGGUAUUGGUUUGGGACAACAGUGAAACGGUUUUUUAUGGUUUUGAGUUUUCGCGAGAGCAGAGAGAGAGAGAGAGAGAGAGAGAGAGAGAGAGAGAGAGAGAGAGAGAGAGAGAGAGAGAGAGGUCCGGAGAGGUGGGGUGGCGGGGUGGCGGAGAUUGGUACGGGUGCGAGAGGAGAGAGAGAUCGGGGGCUUCUGGGUUUGUGGAGGGGUGGCGAUUGUAGUGGUGUAGUGGGUGGGAGAAGGGAUUUAAUCUCGUAGAGGCAAGCUGGCUUCAGCAGGCAGGUCCCCCCCUAGAGUGGGGCCGUUUCGAAGGUUGCAAGCGUCGCCUGGGGAAUCACCAGAUAGGGGCGGGAUGGCGGGGAUUCGGAUGAGCGAAGAAUUAGAAGGUAUAGAGAACCAGUUGAAGGAUUUGUUUAAGCAGUUAAGUUCCGGCUUCCAGAAGCUAGAAAAACUCAAGGACCAGGGUCGUCAGGCCCGUCAACUUGAGGAAUUGACGGGCAAGUUGAGAGAAUGCAAACGCUUAAUUAAGGAGUUCGAUCGCGAGAUCAAGGCUCAAGAAGCGAGUAAUCCCGAAUCCCUAACAAGGGAGCUCAACGACACUAAGCAAUCGAUGAUCAAAGAACUAAACGGGUAUGUAUCGUUGAAGAAAACCUAUGCUUCUACUUUGGGUGGAGGAAGGGCGGGGUUAGGGAUUGAUGGAGGAGGGGAUGGUGAGGAUGGGGGAGAGGCUUUCCAGAGGAAGGCGGCGAUGAUGAGCACGGAGGAGCUGAAAGAUCAUGGCCGCAAAGUGAUGGACRAUACCGAUCAAGCGAUCGAAUCCGCUCAGAAGAUUGUCCAUCAAACUGUGAACAUUGGCGCCCAAGUGGCAAUCACGACGAAAGGCCAGACGGAGCAGAUGAAGAGAGUGAUCAACGAGCUUGAUGACAUUCAUUUCAGCAUCAAGAGGGCUACGAAGCUGGUGAAAGAAAUCGGUCGGCAAGUUGCAACCGAUCGAUGCAUUAUGGCAUUUCUGGUCUUGAUCGUGCUUGGCGUCAUUGCGAUUAUCGUGGUCAAAAUCGUGAAUCCGAAGAACAAGCAAAUCAGAGACAUUCCUGGGGUGACAGGAAAUUCCAGCAGGCGGCUUCUCUGGGAUAUGAUACUGGACUGACUUUGUUUGUGAGAUAGCAUGGAUAUGGAUGGGAUCCGUUUGCCUUGCUCAAGACUGAUAUGGAGGGAAGAGCAGGCUAUCGCGUGUCGGUUUGCUUCCUUGGUACUUCUUUUGAGGGAGAGGAGGCCAUGGAGGGAGGAUGGAGGACGGAUGACGGUAGAUUGUGCUUUCUACUUUUGACGGAGAGGAGGCGAGGGAGGCAAAACGGAGGAGGCUAUGGAGGGAAGAUGGAGGACGGAUGGACGGUAGACUGUGCUUUCUCCUUUUGAGGGAGAGCAGGAGGCUAUGGAUGGAAGAUGGAGGACGGAUGGGCUCUCGCUGUGUUUCUCCUUUUGAGGGAGGGGAAGAAGCUAUGGANCUUUUGAGGGAGAGCAGGAGGCUAUGGAUGGAAGAUGGAGGACGGAUGGGCUCUCGCUGUGUUUCUCCUUUUGAGGGAGGGGAAGAAGCUAUGGAGGGAUGAUGGAGGACGACAAAUGGAAAGUUGAUGGGUAAAUGGAGGCAAUGAAAGAUUGAUGGGGUAAUGGAUGCUUAAUGGUGAAAUGGAGGGUUGAUGGGCAGAUGGAGGAUUGAUUGGCAAAUGGAGCUUUUAUGGGCAAAUGGAUGAUUGAUCGAAAGGUGGAGGAUAGUUGGACAGAUGGAUGGCAGAGAGAAAAGCGUGGAAAUGAGGCUGGGUAGAGAUUGUCCUUUGGGAUUCGUUGUCUCGAGUUAUUUCGAUGUAAUAGGGGCUGGGCCGUUGUGAUAAAGGCGAGUUCUCAAA
Molecule: messenger RNA, 3196 nt
Organism: Chara braunii
Lineage: Eukaryota; Viridiplantae; Streptophyta; Charophyceae; Charales; Characeae
Source: the annotation of a GenBank genome assembly